Molecule: messenger RNA, 1425 nt
Organism: Blastocystis hominis
Lineage: Eukaryota; Bigyra; Opalinata; Blastocystidae
Exons: 4
Coding region: 1-1425 (474 amino acids)
Biological process (GO): proteolysis
Molecular function (GO): aminopeptidase activity; zinc ion binding
Source: RefSeq, a predicted model, not a curated record
AUGGAGAGCGAGUUCCUUAAACCUGCCGAAGCAUUUGUGAAGUUCUUGCGAACAAGUUGCAGUUGCUUUCAUGUCGUGAAGAACUGUUGUGAAGAGUUGUCAUCCAAUGGAUUCCAGCGUCUAAGUGAGAAGACGAACUGGGGCUCUAUUAUAAAACCCCUGGGAAAGUAUUAUCUCACUCGGAAUGAAUCUGCUGUCAUCGCCUUCGAGGUGGGAGGAAAGUAUAAGCAAGGAAAUGGAUUCUCGGUGGUUGCUGCACACACCGAUUCUCCCUAUCUCAAGAUCAAGCCCGUUUCGAAGAUCGAGUCCAAUGGUUACUGCCAGAUUGGAGUUGAGACGUACGGUGGAGGUUUGUGGGAAACCUGGCUAGAUCGCGACCUAGGUCUUGCAGGUCGUGUGCUGUACGAAGACAACGGCGUGAUUCGCUCAAAAUUGGUCAAUAUUGACGAGAGCAUCGGAAUCAUCCCCUCUCUUGCGAUCCAUCUCCGAGAAGGCGACGCAAAGCGUGGCGUUACGAUCAACAAAGAAACCAUGCUUCCCCCGAUCACUCGCCUGACCACUCCCAAAUCCUCCGAAAAAACCGACGAUUCUUCGGAUUCUUCGGCUCCCUCCGAAUCUCCAGAAGUGCUCCAACGCCACGACGCCGAUUUGGUGCAGUUCAUCUGCGAGCACAUCGCCUUACCUCCCUCCAGCCUCCUCGACUUCGAACUUUUCUGCUACGAUCUGAACGAAGCCCGGAUCGCGGGCCUCCACAAAGAGUUCAUCUCCGGGCGGGGUCUGGACAACAUGGCGUGCGCGUUCGCCGCGCUGGAAGGAUUUCUGAGCGCGUCGAACCUCUCCGAGGAGCAGAACAUUCGCUGCAUGGUGCUGUUCGACAACGAGGAAGUGGGCUCCGACUCGCUGAUGGGCGCCGGAUCCACCCUCCUAGGCGACGUGAUGCGAACGAUCAGCGGGUCGUGCGAGGAGGACCGCGUGAGUCGACGCAGAAGCAUGAUUUUGUCGUGUGAUAUGGCGCACGCGGUGCAUCCCAGCUUUGCCUCCGUGCACGAGGCCAACCACAAACCAGCACUUAACAAGGGAAUGGUCAUUAAAACACAUUGUAAGCAGAGAUAUGCGACGUCUUCGCUUUCUACCUCCGUCAUACAGAUGAUUUGUAAACAGAAGCAGGUUCCCUUCCAGCAGUUCGUCCUGCGGCAGGAUAAAAUCGGGGGAAGCACGAUAGGGCCGAUCAUGAGCACGCGAGAGGGCAUCUACACGGUGGAUGUGGGACUGCCGCAGUUGUCGAUGCACAGCAUUCGAGAGACGAUGGGAACGAAGGAUGUAAAGUAUGGAAUCGACUUUGUGAGAGAGUUUAUGGAGAAUUACGGAAAGAUGGUGGAUAACAUUCAAUUGGACUGUUUGCUUGUUUGUUUGAAUCCUUUUUGA